UGUGAAACUUCAUGCAUAUGUAUACAUUUACUGUUGAUGCUUUAGCUAAUUUGGGGUAACAUUUUCCUACAGAGAUUCACAACAGAAACAAUGAUUUAAUGAUUUAUCUUCUAACAUCCUCUUUUCUUUUAAUUUUGAUUUUUUCAAAUGGACCGCCUAAAAAUUUAUCGUUGAGGUGUUUGCUCCUUUUCUUAUCAAAAGAGAGGGAAAAAAAAAAAACUGUAUUGUCGGUUAAGGAUGAUGAAGUGGUGAGGAAUUGAAACAUUCUACUGUUUCCAACCCUAUGAUUUGACCAUAACCUGAGUUCAAGAUUAUCUUACAACAGCUCUCUUUGUACCCCCAAAAGUAGUACUUUAAUUUUAAGGUCAACCAAUCCUUGCUAGUUACAUGAGCUCAACUUGGCAACUUGACAAUGUAACAAGACUAACAACCUUGUUUGGAAACAGAAUAAAUUAGUUCAUGCAGGCAAUUAGACCAUGUCUAUAUGUCAACGACUACAGAAUAUGGACGUGAUGACCACUCUAUAUUCUUAUUUAGUCACAUAUAUAGCUAGCCUCUCAUAUUAUCUGUACCUUAUUGUGUAAGAAAAGUUAGCUUUUGCUUUACAACAAAAAUGGGUGGGCAACAAAAGGCUAUGAACCUCCUGAAUUCUAGCUUUCUGAAACAGCCUUUCCACAUUCUCACAAUAACCCUUCUAAGCUUAUUGCUUCCCCUCUCUUUUCUCCUCCUAUCUAGGCUUUCUUCUGCCAAUUACUACUAUCUCUUAACCUUGAGUACUACUGAUAGUCCUCCUUCUCCUUUAGGGUCCUCUACCUAUUUUUGUGAUUUCUGCUCCUCUCUAUUCCUAUACUCAACCCCUUCUCUUCUCUACAUCCUUGUGUCCAUUGUCAGCAUUGCCGCGCUUAUCCACGGCCUAACAGGUAAAGUUACCAUUAUAGCCCAGCCUCCAUCUCCCAUUUUCCGUCCCCGUUUGUACACUGCGUGGAUUUUCCUAUGCACAUUACAAGUCUGCGUCGGUUUGGGGAUCGAGGAGAGCAUAGCUACAGGGAUCGAUGGCUCGAGUCUCAGCAGUCUUGACAAAUGUAAUUUGUUGAGCAGAGUAGUGUUUUUCUUGGGCUUGCAUGAGACCAUGCUCCAUUGGUGUAGGGUCGUGGUGAAGCCGGUGGUGGAUGACACGGUUUUUGGGGGAGCUAGGGAGGAGAGGUGGGUGGAGAGGGGGGUGAUGGCGGCGAGCUUUGGUUGGCUGUGGUGGUGGAGGUUGAGGGAUGAGAUUGAGUCUUUGGUGGUUGUGACUGUGGCUAAGAAAGACUUGUCAAUGAAUAUAGGGAUGGCUGACUUUGUUGGUUGGUGGUUGUAUUAUGUCACUGUAACUAUUGGAAUGGUUAGAGUUGUGAAGGGUUUUAUGUGGCUUGCUAUGGUUUUCUUAUGUAGAAGAAGAGGAGGAAACAAUGUUACGAACAGUUAUGGUGAUCCUGAAGACAAAGUCUGAACUAGUUGAUAUCACUCAAAACCCAAAUUCUUGAUUUGUUUUCCUCUCUGAUCAAACAAAUACCGCAUUUAAUUUGGAUCCUUGUGUAUUUGUUCCAAACUUGUACCUGUUUUUCUUGUAUACUAAACUGAAAAUGAAGAACUGUAUCUAUAUUUAAUUGUAUUAUGAAAGAUGC
Molecule: messenger RNA, 1664 nt
Organism: Rosa rugosa (rugosa rose)
Lineage: Eukaryota; Viridiplantae; Streptophyta; Magnoliopsida; Rosales; Rosaceae
Exons: 1
Coding region: 614-1489 (291 amino acids)
Source: RefSeq, a predicted model, not a curated record